GGGCUAGGGAAUAGCGCGUGCCUUGCAUGUUCACGAGGUACGUGAGCCCGACAAUCGAUAACCCGACGCGCUCGCUUGGCAUGAUGAUGAGAUGAGCAAGCAUCACUCCAGCGCACCCGGCCAACCACUCAACCCACCACCUAGGCGGGCUAGAGCUUCCUGCUGUCCUAUUGCUACCACCCUACCACCCCCAUCUCUACCAUCUCCAGCUGGACACUGCGCACUCUGCCGGCCUCCAGCUGCAUGUCUCUUAGGCUGCGUCAUCCGCGGCUGCCUCUUGUACUCCGGUACCCUUGCGCUCGACCGCCUCACGACCGCUGACCUCGCACCUGAGCCACCUUCGCUUCGGGACUUUCCUCGCGAUAGAUAUACCUGGCCGCCAUCGCCGAGCUCAAUAGGCAUAUAGACAUCUAUCGCGCACUUUAUCUAUCAUGUUCUCUGAAUAUGCAUCCAAGUUCCUCUCCCAGUCUCAGUCACGGCUGUCACUGGGUCAGCCCGAGCCGAAUUCAAACCGCAACGCCCCCGACAGGCAGCGCCCGUCCUCGCGCGCGUCCCAAGCUUACCUCCAGCGUCGCAACAUGCCCAACCCAUACAACUCGCAGGCUAUGAGCCGCUUUGCCUUCGCUUCACGAACAUCCAACGCGCCCGCGCCACUAUUCUACUCCGCCACCGAUGACUUUCGCGAGGAGGACGACCAUGCCGAGCACGACAGAGACCUAGCAGACCAUUACGCGCUUCAACGCUCGCGGCGGCAGUUUGGCGCAAGCAAUCUAUCCGAGUCAUCGGAGGUCGAUGAUGAACAUGGCCAACGAUCCGAUCAUACAAUAGGUGCGGACAGGGACGAGAAUGAGGCCCCCGGAUAUGGUCUGGGGAGAGGGAUUAAGAGCUCCUGGAAGGGCGACAAGCCAGUUCGUGGAAGAUCGACCGUUAUCAACAACCCAGAAGACGAGGAAAGAGAGUCAAGUGUACCGCUCUCUGAGACUACAGACCGCAGCAGCAGGGGGAGAGGCCACCUCGUAGAUGUGGAGCUUGAUUCCACAGAUCGGGGGAGUAUAGAAGAGUUGGACCGAGACGAGCUCCUGGGUCACCAGGACGAACCACCGCCACCGUUCCAACAGUUUCGCAAUAUGCCUAGGCCGAAACGCGGUCGCAGCCCACUACGAAGUACUUUACCGAUACCACAGGAAACAGACGAAGACACUCUGCUCGAACACCCACGCCCAAUAAGUCCGGAUCGCCAGACCGUUCCCGACGACGUACCAGAGAACCCAACAUCAGCGCCGCGACACAACUUUUUUUGGGCUGAGCUCUUUAUAAUUGUGCAGUGUGCCAUCUUUGGCACAUGGAUCAUCUCUUUUCUCCAAGAGUCGCCACAGAACAAGAAGAACCCACUGGGCGACACGAUAUAUACUGUCUUGCAUUCGUCGUUUCACCUCAUUGGUGUGUACUCGCUGGUUUCGGUCAUUGUCGGAGUCCUAUGGCUAUCGCUACUUCGGUCCUUCGCUCGGCCCUUGGUGCAGUUGAUGUUACUGGCGGUACCAGUAAUUUCGUUUUCCUUCUUUGUAUACCCUUUCGCAUCAAGCUUCAAAGGGUCAUGGCAUGGCGAUAGCGUACAAGACCGGCUGAUGCGCUGGCUUUCGUUUGGGCCCUUGUGCUUCGCUGGUUUCUGGGUGUACACCAUCUUCAAGGCACGACAUUCUUUAGACAAAGCUACAGGCAUGUUGGAGUUCUCGAGUGAGAUCCUGAGAGCGCAAUUCCCACUGCUACUCGUGGGUAUUGCAACACUAGCUGCUGUGAUACUCUGGUCGUGGAUAUGGAUCCUCAUGUUCACACGUCUAUUCCUUGGCGGCCAUUUUGCUAGUAACAAGUCCCGAUGGAUCAUCGAUGCUAGUACGUGGUGGCUUGGUGUUGCAUUCUUUCUGGAUUUUUUCUGGGGGUUGGCGGUCAUUGCGGGUGUACAACGCGCCACAACAGCAGCCACGGUAUCUCAAUGGUACUUCCACCGCAACAGCGUGCCUGCACCCGCGGCUAGAACGGUGGUCCAAGCCUCCCUCAGUCACGCGACCUACACCAUGGCCGGCACGAUCUGUUUGUCAACACUGAUCUCACUCAUGGUCCGCCUUCCCCUCAUCGUACUUCCAAGGCGACUGGCGGGUAUGAUUGGCAUGUGCGCAUAUUCAGUCGUGCCGACGCCCAUCGCUGCGUUAACGAACCCGCUUACCUUGACCUACGCUUCCAUCCACGGUGUGCCUCUUAAUCAAGCUGCGCGCGGCCUGUCACAGAUGAACUUCAUUUCCGCUGCUUCGCCAACCACAACUCUUGGCCCGUCCUCGUUCAAAGACCACGGACGACCAUCGAUACAGUCAUAUCGUCUGGCGAAGUUGCUUCUCCACGCCAUUCGCUGGGUUAUAACAUUAUCUCUCGGGUUUGGCGGCUGGGUCUCGACUGCACGCAUGCUCCAAGUCGGCGGUACUGUACCAUACAAGGGCAGUCUUUAUGCAUACGUCGUUGGUCUUAUCAGCGCGGCCAUCGGCUGGGGUGCCCUAGGUGCAAUGGAGGGAGUUCUCGGAGGUAUCCUGGACGCAGUGCUUGUAUGUUGGGGAAGCGAAGUUGGAACAGACGGGCAAGGAGAGGCUCGGUACUGUGUUGAUGCUGGGCGGCUAUUCGGAAAUGAAGUCACGGGGCAAGGUCGGGGAAGAUACGAAGUCUAGAGCAUGGUUUUGUUUGCAUCAUCGGCGUUCAGCACCAGAAGAAUCUGGAUAACAGAAGCGGUUUUGGCGCUUGGGUAUACCUAUCGUUUAUCUUUCUCAAAUCGCUUUUGCUGUCAGCAAUAGCACUCGUAUAGUUUUGUUCAACUGAGAUUCUUGUGCAUGUUGCCUGACCACGAUCAAGUGAUGACCUUUCAAUGCGUUUGGAGCUGCGGG
Alternaria rosae is the source of this 2924-nucleotide messenger RNA. RefSeq lists its product as uncharacterized. The coding region runs from base 432 to 2711 and encodes 759 amino acids. Lineage: Eukaryota; Fungi; Ascomycota; Dothideomycetes; Pleosporales; Pleosporaceae. The transcript has 2 exons. The record is from RefSeq and is a predicted model, not a curated record. Gene Ontology annotation, cellular component: plasma membrane. Gene Ontology annotation, biological process: transmembrane transport. Gene Ontology annotation, molecular function: transmembrane transporter activity.